Messenger RNA from Chelonus insularis, 2830 nucleotides. It is a transcript of the gene Enoph, whose product is annotated as enolase-phosphatase E1. Lineage: Eukaryota; Metazoa; Arthropoda; Insecta; Hymenoptera; Braconidae. The coding region runs from base 194 to 2074 and encodes 626 amino acids. Gene Ontology annotation, molecular function: magnesium ion binding; acireductone synthase activity. The record is from RefSeq and is a predicted model, not a curated record. The transcript has 4 exons.
GCGUUGAUGUGCUGAGAGAGGGUAAGAGUGAGAGAAGAAGAAGAGAAUCAGAGUUUAGUCGAGUCGUCGAGUGAUAUAGAGAAGACUCGUGCGUGAACGAGGAGCGGCACACGGGUAUAAGCGACGAGUUGGUUAGUGACUUAAAUAAAACGUUUAUCAAGAAAAAAAUCACCAAGUGUUGCAGUUUGUAAAGAUGGCUGGUGAAAAACGUAAUCAGGAUCAUGAGGACAUUCAACGUGAGGAAACAAUUGUGCUAGUUGACAUCGAAGGAACGACUACUAGUAUAAGCUUCGUGAAGGAUACUCUAUUUCCAUAUGUUCGUGAGAAUCUAAAAGAAUACAUAACAAAAAAGUGGGAUGAUGUAGAAUUCAAGGACGAUGUUGAAAAAUUAAAAGAGCAGGCAACACAAGAUCAAAGUGACAAGGUUGAAGGAUUGGUACCUAUUACUGGAGAGACUUCAAAAGAAUUACAGGAAUCAUUAAUGAAUAAUAUAUUGUGGCAAAUGGAUAAUGAUCGUAAAACAGGCGCUUUAAAGCAACUCCAAGGGCAUAUGUGGCGUGAUGCAUACAAUUCUGGUGCUGUAAAGGGCCAUGUUUACGAUGAUGUACCUCAAGCGCUUGAAGAAUGGAUAAAAAAUGGCCGCAAGGUGUACGUUUAUUCAAGUGGCAGCGUUGAAGCACAAAAGUUGCUCUUUAGUCAUUCCGUGCAUGGUGAUUUGCUCAAGUAUUUUAGUGGUUAUUUUGACACUGAUGUGGGCGCAAAGCACGAGGCUGCAAGUUACAAAAAAAUUCUAUCUAAGAUAGAAAGUGAAGGUUCAAAAGUAUUAUUUCUUACUGACAUUGCGAAAGAAGCAAAGGCAGCUACUGAAGUAGGAAUGACAGCAACAAUAGUUAUCCGUGAAGGCAAUGCUCCUUUAACCCCUGAAGAGGAUGUUUAUCCAACAAUUAAAUCCUUUUUAGAACUGUCUUUUGGUAGCUCAGCCAAACGACAGAAAGUAGAUGAGACUGAAACUAAUAAAGAAGAGCUAAAGAAGGCUGAAGAACUUCCAAAAACAACUGUCGAAUCAACUAAUACGGACAUGGAUGUUGAAAUGAAAGAUGCUCGUGAACAAAAAGUUGAGAAAGAAGUAGAUGUUAAAAAAAUACCAGAAGAAGAAAAACCUGUUAAAGAUAUUUCAACAGUUGAAUCUUCAAUAGAACCAAUGGAGUGUGAAACAAAAAUUGACUCCGAAAACUCAAAAGAUGUCGAAGAAGAAUCUGAAGAUAAAAUUACGAAACAAGAUGAUGAAUCCGUAUCUCAAGCGUCAACGAGUGAUAUUGAUAAACCAGAAAAUGAAACCAAGUCUGAUAUUGUAGCCAUAGUUGAUGAUAAAAUUGAUCAAUCAAAAUCCGAACCAAUUAAAAAAGUCACAGAGAACAAGACUGAAAUGGAUAAAACUGUUGAAGCACCAAGUGCUGAUAAAAUGGAGACUGAAGUCAAUAAAGUUGAAGUAGUGGACGAAAAAACCACUGAACCAACCAAACCUCCUGAAGAAGCACCUAAAGUUGAAAAUAAAGUUGAAGAAAAUAAAGAACAAAUUGUCAGUAAAGCUGAAGAAAAGGAAGUGAGUGAGAAACCUGUUGUAGAAGAAGUAAAACAAAAUGGUGAUUCAAAGGUUGAAAUAACCGAAUCGACAACAGCGAACGGUUCUACAGAAGUAAACGGUGAUAUAAAGGAAGAACCAAACGUUCCUCCAGAUACAAAAGAUAUUGAAAAAACUGUUGAAGUCCCUAAAUCUGAAGUUGCAACUGAUUCUGAGUCAGCAAAGUCAGAAGCUACAAAAGAAGAAGAAGAGAAAGUGAAAGAAGAUAUUGUAGAAAAGAAGUUAAAUGGCAGCACACCAAUUACUGAAAAAGAUGAAACGACGUCACAUAGAAAUGGUGUAAAUGAUGAAAAUAAUAAACAAAAUGGAGAUGAUGAUAGUACAACUGAUAAAGAAUCUAUCAAGGUAAAAAAAGUCGUAGACAGCAUUGCGGAAGGUUCUGGUGAACCUGACGUCGUUUCACCAGUAGCGGUAGUAGCUGCGACGUCCUAAUAAUCUUGCAUUCUUGAGUUACAUUAAUGGUAAAAAAAAAGGAAAGAAAAAAAAAGAAAAUAAUCAUACAUAACCCCGUGUCCCUGAACUUAAUACUUAAUGUUACAAAAUAUAAAUUAAACAUUUUCCGUAUCCCACCUCGACAUUUGCACUUGACAAAAUUGCGUAACGUGUUCGAGUGCCAGAUGAAUAGAAUAGAAAUGUAUCAUUUAUUUUUUCAUUAGAUUUUUUUAACAGUGAAAAUCUUAAUUUUUUGAAAAUUCAUUUAUCUUCCAAGUAAAAAAGGACAAUAUAUAUAUAUAUAUAUAUAUAUAUAUAUAUGUUUGUGGAUUUCAUUAACCAGUUUUCUUACAGUAGUCCUGCAUAAAAACAUCGAGUUUAUUGCUUUUUGUUAAUAAUUAGCCAGUCUUUCAUUUUCCUAUUUAUCUAAAAAUUUUAUAGCAAUGAACAUCUCUUUUAUUUAUAACUGUGCCAAAUAAUUUUUCCAUCUAUUCAUCAUUUCAUCUUUUUUUUGUCAUUCGUUUACUCUGGUUUUACCUUUAAUUUUUAAUAUACUUUUUAAUUGCAUUAUUAUUUUUAUUGCUUUAAUGACGAUCAUAUAAUAUUCAAGACUGAUAAUCCGCAAGCGCAUAUAAACCAUGAGUUGCUGGCCUAUCAAAGUUCCGUUUGCGAUACCAUUUUUCAUGUGCGUAUGGGUACUUUUAUACUAAAUGUACUUAAUUAUUUUUUUCUCAGUAAAAAUAUUUUUUUAUGCUA